GGAGCGGCGCGGCGCCGUUGCCCCGCCCCUCCGGCGCGCGCCGGCGUCGGCUGCGUCUCCGGGCAUUUGAAUUGCGCUUCCGCCAUCUUUCCAGCUCUCAGUCAGACGGCCCGAGAGACGCUUCUGGAAGUCGCAUCGCCAUGGCCGCCCAAGGAGAACCGCAAGUGCAGUUCAAACUUGUGUUGGUUGGCGACGGGGGGACUGGGAAAACCACGUUCGUGAAACGCCAUCUGACGGGUGAAUUCGAGAAGAAGUAUGUAGCCACCCUGGGCGUGGAGGUCCACCCGCUGGUGUUCCACACCAACCGAGGGCCCAUCAAGUUCAACGUGUGGGACACGGCGGGCCAGGAGAAGUUCGGCGGGCUGCGGGACGGCUACUACAUCCAAGCCCAGUGUGCCAUUAUAAUGUUUGACGUCACUUCGAGAGUCACUUACAAGAACGUGCCUAACUGGCACAGAGAUCUGGUACGAGUGUGCGAGAACAUCCCCAUCGUGCUGUGUGGCAAUAAAGUGGAUAUUAAAGACAGGAAAGUCAAGGCAAAGUCUAUUGUCUUCCACCGAAAGAAGAACCUUCAGUACUACGACAUUUCUGCCAAAAGCAACUACAACUUCGAAAAGCCCUUCCUCUGGCUUGCUAGAAAACUGAUCGGAGACCCUAACUUAGAGUUUGUCGCCAUGCCCGCCCUCGCCCCACCGGAGGUCGUCAUGGACCCGGCAUUGGCAGCACAGUACGAGCACGACCUCGAGGUUGCCCAGACCACGGCUCUCCCGGAUGAGGACGACGAUCUGUGAGCGAGGGAGCUGGAGCCCAGCGUCAGAAGUCUAGUUUUAUAGGCAGCUGUCCUGUGAUGUCAGUGGUGCAGCGUGUUUGCCACUUUAUUAUAUAGCUAAGCAGAACCUGUGCUUGAUCUUUGGGAUGCUGAGAGAGAUGAAUGGGCUUCGGAAUGAAUGUGGCGGUUUAAAAAUACCUUCAUUUGUUGGACCUGCAUACUUAGCUGUUUUGAAACGCAGUUGUUUCUUUAUUGAGUUUCAACUCUAAGACUGCUGCAGCCGCAUCACAAUAUUCAGUGGUGAAACUUUGUUUGUUAACUGUCAUUCCCAUUCCUUUUCGUUUAGAACCAGAAUAAAGUUGUAUUUCAAAUAUCUAAGCAAGCGAACUCCUCCCUUGUUUAAUAGGCAUUCCGAGACCACCGGCAAGGACAACCGCGCUGUUGCUGUUAGAGCGCCUUUACUGUCGUCACUUCGCUUGGAGUCUGUUCCAUUCCGUUCUCUCUGUCCUGAGUUUGUGUACGUUUGAAUCAUUUCACACAGAUGAAAUGACAGGUCAAUAGUGUUUUAUGUGGUAAGUUAAGAGGCAUAAAUGUUGUCAGUGCGGUUACGCUGAAGUACACAUCCCCACCUGCUUCCUGGCUGGGUCGUGUCCCGCACGAGGAGCCUGCUCGGGACUAGGAUCCGCCAGAGCAGAAGCGGUGCGCGUUUUAGACAUUCCAGGUAGACUUUCUAGGAACUGUAGUUGCUUUUAUUUUAUGGCUGAAGUGACCAUCUGCCAGUGCAGAGCUUUGGGAGCCAGAUGAAGCCAUACAAGUGAUAGCAGGAGCUUCGGAACGUCUGAUUGGCUAACAGUGAACACAGCCGAUACACUCACUUGCCUUUUGUUUCGACGUUAGGUGUUAAAUAUAUUUACGCACUGCUAUUAGCACUUCCCGGCUUCAGAGACGCCAAAAAGCAAGGGCUCGGUGGAGAGCACUGCAGCGUUAGUGGUGUUUUCCUGAGCGGUGUUCGUGAGCGCUGCGAGGGCACAGACGAGUGGCCGGGAGACUGGAAACGUGGGGUCACUCGCGACUCUUCCGUGCCGCCUCCACGGUCGGCCUGGCCUGAGUCUGAUCUCAGCGACACUGGACUGUAGAAUCCAGGUGUCCAGGGUGUGAGCUAUUUUGCUCAUGUAAGUGUCGCUACGUUUAGGUUUACCAAAGUGACUCAACUGUCCGAUUUUCCUUAACUGAUUGCUUUCUUACCAGAAAUGAAGGUAGGAAAGGAUCACUCAAAUACACGGAAAAGAAAGGUGCAAAGGGUAGAACUGAUUAAAUUUUAAUUACUAUUGAAUUCGAACAUCAGUAGAUUAUCUUAAGGUUUGAAUCGCUGUAUAUGCUGUGCUUGAUCCAAUUCAGAACCAGAUGUUAACAGCCUGAGAUGUGACGUUUCUUCCCCAAAGGGGGUGAAACCUCCGAUAACGAUGUAAGGGUGUGUGUAGAAUGCAAGUGUAACGUACCUUGACUCUCAAAUGUAACCCUUAAAUUUUGGAAGCUGCUUGUUUAAUGGGGUGGGAAAUGAUUUAAAAGUCAUUGGAAAAAAUACUGCUGCAAAAUACAUUGCUUAUACUUUG
Phyllostomus discolor (pale spear-nosed bat) is the source of this 2382-nucleotide messenger RNA. It is a transcript of the gene RAN, whose product is annotated as RAN, member RAS oncogene family. The record is from RefSeq and is a predicted model, not a curated record. NCBI's taxonomy places the organism in Eukaryota, Metazoa, Chordata, Mammalia, Chiroptera, Phyllostomidae. Gene Ontology annotation, molecular function: GTPase activity; GTP binding. Gene Ontology annotation, cellular component: cytoplasm; nucleus. Gene Ontology annotation, biological process: protein import into nucleus; ribosomal subunit export from nucleus. The transcript has 7 exons. Bases 141 to 791 code for a protein of 216 amino acids.